Messenger RNA from Monopterus albus (swamp eel), 394 nucleotides. RefSeq names its product sphingosine-1-phosphate lyase 1-like. The coding region runs from base 20 to 394 and encodes 124 amino acids. The record is from RefSeq and is a predicted model, not a curated record. The transcript has 4 exons. Lineage: Eukaryota; Metazoa; Chordata; Actinopteri; Synbranchiformes; Synbranchidae.
GAAGGUUGGCCUAGACAACAUGGAUUACUGGCAUGCCUUGGAAGUAUACAAGGACAUGGUCCUGCUGUACAUGGAGGAGGGCCAGAGAUGGGUCAACUCGCACUGCGCCCACCUGGAGCCGUGGCAGAUCAUCGGAGCCACAGUCUUCAUCACACUGGGAGCAGUCUGGGUCAAGAGCUUCCUAUUCCAGCAAGAAAGUCUCACAUCCCGAAUCAAGAAGCAGUGGGUUCGACUCAUCAGAAAAAUACCCUUUGUUGGUGUGGCAGGAGCAGUCUAUGGCAUGGCCCAAUCCAUCCCAGACAGAUCCAUUGUGACAGAAGCCGCCUGGAGUUACCUGGACUGUCUCUAUAGCACUGAGGUGAAGACAAACACCAGCCACAUGAAGGCCCACUAA